Vicia villosa (hairy vetch) is the source of this 351-nucleotide messenger RNA. RefSeq lists its product as uncharacterized. Lineage: Eukaryota; Viridiplantae; Streptophyta; Magnoliopsida; Fabales; Fabaceae. The transcript has a single exon. The record is from RefSeq and is a predicted model, not a curated record. The coding region runs from base 1 to 351 and encodes 116 amino acids.
AUGAUAAGAGGAGGAAGGCACUUUGAAUUUCAUGUGAAUGACCAUGUGUUCUUGAGGGUUACUCCAGUGACAAGUGUCGGUAGAGCUUUGAAAUUGAGAAAGCUUACACCGCGUUUUAUUGGUCCGUAUCAAAUUUCAGAGAAGAUUGGUAAGGUGGCUUAUCAGGCCGCGUUACCACCCUCACUUUUGAAUAUUCAUGAUGUGUUUCAUGUAUCUCAAUUGAGGAAAUACAUUCUGGAUUCUUCGCAUGUGGUUCAGAUGGAUGAGUUGCAAGUGAGGGACAACUUGACUGUAGAAGCACUACCCAUGCGAAUAGAAGGUCGAGAAAUGAAACAACUACGAGAUAAAUAG